Messenger RNA from Larimichthys crocea (large yellow croaker), 1383 nucleotides. RefSeq names its product nudC nuclear distribution protein (gene nudc). Lineage: Eukaryota; Metazoa; Chordata; Actinopteri; Sciaenidae. The transcript has 9 exons. The record is from RefSeq and is a predicted model, not a curated record. Gene Ontology annotation, biological process: protein folding. Gene Ontology annotation, cellular component: cytoplasm. Bases 144 to 1154 code for a protein of 336 amino acids.
GUUUGUUUCCGGGAAGUGAGCAGCGUGACUGUACGGGCCCGCACAUUGUCACUAACCCUGAAUAAUUUCCUCCUGCUUGUCCUCUCAGCGCUCAUAUUAUAUUUAACCUUUCAACAAACAAACAAACAAACAAACAAACAAACAUGGGCGACGAUGAAGAGAAGUAUGACGGCAUGUUGCUCGUCAUGGCUCAGCAGCACGAGGGAGGAGUGCAGGAGUUGGUAAACACAUUUUUCAGCUUUCUCCGCCGUAAAACUGAUUUCUUCACCGGCGGCGAGUCGGGCGCUCCAGAGAAGCUCGUCAAAGACGCUUUCGCACACCACAAUAAGCUGGCGCAGCAGGCCAACAAAGAGAAGCAGGUGAAACAGGAGAAGGAGAAGAAAGAGAAGGCAGAAAGAGCUGCGAAGCUAGAGGAGGAAGAGAGGAAAAAGAAGAAGAACGACGACGGGCCCAGGAUUCAGGAACUGACGGACGAAGAAGCAGAGAAACUUCAGUCUGAGCUCGACAAGAAAAAGAACGAAGAGGAGAAAAUGGUGAAAGCAACAACAAAUGAAGAAAAGUCAUCUGACAAAGCGGACAAAGAGAAGGGGUCUGAAUCUGAAGGAGAGGAGGACGAGAAGGACAAAGAUAAACUGAAGCCUAAUGCAGAGAACGGAGCCGACCUGCCAAACUACAGGUGGACGCAAACCCUGUCUGAAGUCGACCUGUCGGUGCCUUUUGACGUCAAGUUCCGCAUUAAGGGGAGGGACGUAGUGGUGGACAUCCAGAGACGCUCCAUCAAGGUGGGCCUGAAGGGACACCCUCCUGUUAUCGACGGGCAGCUUUACAACGAGGUGAAGGUGGAAGAAAGCUCCUGGCUCAUCGACGACGGCAAGGUUGUUACAGUCCACCUGGAAAAGAUUAAUAAAAUGGAGUGGUGGAGCAAGAUUGUCACCACAGAUCCAGAAAUCAACACCAAGAAAGUCUGUCCAGAGAACUCAAAGCUGUCGGACCUGGAUGGAGAGACGCGUGGGAUGGUAGAGAAGAUGAUGUACGACCAAAGGCAGAAAUCAAUGGGCCUGCCGACGUCUGAAGAGCAGAAGAAACAAGACAUUUUCAAAAAGUUCAUGGCUCAGCACCCAGAGAUGGAUUUCUCUAAAGCCAAAUUCAGCUGAGACUCGCCGUCGAAGUCACCCGUAGAGUCCACGUUAUGAUUCACGUCCUUCAUGUUUUCUCCACACGGUUUUGUUGACUAACGUGUCUUAAGUUCAUGCAAUAAUACGUUGGGUUCUUUGUCACGAUAACAAGGUUGAUGACUGCAAUCAUCAUGUUCUCCCUUCGCAUGUUGUCUCAAUAUUUAAAGAUGUGUCUGGAUUUUUUUAAAUAAAUGACUUUAAAAUGAAA